CGUUUAAUCGCGUGCAGCUCGCGCGAGACGUGAUGCUUGGAGCGCGCGGUGACGAUCCGGACACGCCAUGCAGGACUGAUUCCGCAUCAGGGGAUUCACGCUGGAUGUGGCUUGAUCGGGGAUCUGCUCGCACAUUUGCCGGCAGAUAGUCGGCUGUACCUAUUAAAACUGUGUCACGUUCGAUUAGCCCGCGAUAUAAAGUUUUCCGCUUUGUCUUGUCGGUGAACUUUUUUUUGCACUAUUUUGCGUGCUCGUGUGCAGAAGUAGUGUGCUCGAUUUAAGGGAUCUCAGAAGUUAAAGUUCGCCUGCUGUUGUCGUGGGGCUGAGUCUUCUGCAGGAAUGUCGCAGAAAGAGAGACCCACUUUCUACCGACAGGAUCUCAACAAAACCGAAUGGGAGGUUCCGGAGCGCUACCAGAAUCUGUCCCCAGUCGGUUCUGGUGCUUAUGGAUCUGUAUGCUCAGCCUAUGACGAGAAGAUGAGCCUGAAAGUCGCUGUGAAGAAGCUGUCCCGCCCCUUCCAGUCUAUCAUCCACGCCAAGCGGACCUAUCGCGAGUUGCGGCUCCUCAAGCACAUGAAGCACGAAAAUGUCAUUGGCCUGCUGGACGUCUUCACACCCAGCACCAGCCUGGAGGAGUUCAGUGAUGUGUACCUGGUGACCCACCUGAUGGGGGCUGAUCUGAACAACAUCGUCAAGUGUCAGAAGCUGACCGACGACCACGUCCAGUUCCUAAUCUAUCAGAUACUGCGGGGAUUAAAGUACAUCCACUCAGCGGACAUCAUUCACAGAGACCUGAAGCCCAGCAACCUGGCUGUGAACGAGGACUGUGAGCUGAAGAUCCUGGACUUUGGUCUGGCUCGACACACUGACGACGAGAUGACCGGCUACGUGGCCACCAGGUGGUACCGGGCUCCAGAGAUCAUGCUGAACUGGAUGCACUACAACAUGACAGUGGAUAUCUGGUCCGUGGGCUGCAUCAUGGCUGAGCUGCUCACCGGCCGGACGCUCUUCCCUGGAACAGACCAUAUAAACCAGCUCCAGCAGAUAAUGCGGCUGACGGGGACGCCGCCGGCCUCGCUAAUAAGCAGGAUGCCGAGCCACGAGGCCAGAAAUUACAUCAACUCUCUACCUUACAUGCCCAAGAGGAACUUUGCUGACGUGUUUAUCGGGGCCAAUCCCCUGGCUGUGGACCUGCUGGAGAAGAUGCUGGUUUUGGACACGGACAAGCGCAUUACAGCGGCGGAGGCUCUGGCACACCCGUACUUCACCCAGUACCACGAUCCAGAGGACGAACCCGACGCUGAUGCCUAUGACCAGAGCUUCGAGAGCCGCGAACUGCAAAUUGAGGAAUGGAAACGGUUGACCUACGAGGAGGUAUUGAGCUUUGAGCCCCCGGUGUUCGAUGAGGACGACGUGAUGGAGGCAUGAGGACCGCAGAUGAUUUCUCCUCAGAUGGGCGUUGUUGAAAACCCCAGUCCCACCCUACCCAGCCCCACCCCCACCCCAUUCCUCCACACCCACCCAGGGGCAGAGGGCCUGUUCCUCAUUGGACCUUUUCAGGGUGAUACAUUCAAGUGCCUGUCGUCAUUAAUUCUUUUAUUCUUCCAUGAGUUCCUGGGGCAGACGCAACUCUUUCCACAAAUUCUUGAUUCUGCUCCAAACACACCUUGGACAAAAUGCUCCUGUCUGCCUCAAGACAGGGACCAGUGACAGGAAGCCAUCACAAUACCUUCAUCACAUCGCCAUAACAUGUAUAAUAAUGUUUGUCUAAAUCUGUUGAGAGCUUGUGAAUCUGAUCAUGUUUUACAUGGAAAGAUAGUCAGAUUUGUGAUGUAAUUUGCGUGGUGUUAUGGCGUGAUGUUAAUGACAAUGUUAUUUGGGCAUUACGAUGAUCGCUUCAAACUCGCAAAAAAAAAAAUACCGCUUUACAACUUCAUCGCUUUUGGAAUGACCACUUUCACUGCCAGAAUCAGUUGAAUAUUAGAAUGUAAUUCAGUAUACAGAGCCACUGUUUGUUCCAUGGGAUUUAGGAACACCUCCCUAAUUAGGGUACAUUAAGAGGAUUUGUCUGGAGCAAUACUCAUAUUACUUGUGUCCUCAAUCUGCUACAAUGAUUGAGGAUUGGAAAAAUAUUCUGGUGGUGAAAGCAUGUCUCAGAAUCCAAAUCGAUACUUUUGCCUCACUGGUCAUAAGCCAUAUAUAUUUAAGGUACAUACUGAACUUGUGAAUUCUUGAUGCGUAUUGGUGGUGGUUGGUUGGGUGGGGAAUCAUGUUUUGUUUCUUGUUUAGUUUGGAUUUUAGGUAUUAAGUCCAGGUAUUACGGAGCAGUUAUUUAUCCUCCUACCACAAAUAUUGUAAAACGCUCAUUACCUGGUUAAGCCUAGCUCACAAUGAAUGUGUUCACUUUGUGUCUGGUGUUGACCAGUGACCCCCUAGUGGUAGGGAGGAGCACUUUGCCCCUUGUGACCUGUUAUAUUGUCCUGUCUGCCCUAUGAUAGGACAUUACUGUAUCUCCGACAUGGGUUAAGUAAACUUUAAACCAAGGUUCUUUUAUCAUAUCACGAUGACCAUUUCACCUGUGGCUUGAGUUUGCUUUUUUUUUUUUCUUUUUUUCUUUUCUUAAUCCUCAUUGUUUUUGAGCCACGGUUACGUAGUUAGAACAUUAAUGACUUGGGUAAGUUUCCUCCUCCAUAAUGCAAAGCCCACCUGCCCUUUGUCUGAGCAGAAGGCCGACUUCUGUAAUUCUGUUCCUCUCCUCAGUUGUACUUCCUCCAUUUAGGAAACAAUCAGGGUACAGCUGUUGAGAAACUCGUCAAUCUGAGCCACUGCCCUUUAUUCUGAAAGAGCUGAUUAGUUGCGUUUCCGUGUCGUCGAAGCGUAAGGCACUCACCCAAGAUUCGGCCCCUCAACUAUGACAAUAGGUUCCGGAUGUACAUAAGUAUCCGUUAAAGCUUUUAAAAACAUUUUAUUCUAUUGGCUGUGUGUUGAUGAUGUGAUAUUACUUGAUUCCAAGUAAUACUGUAUUGCAUGUGUCUUUGUGUGUUUUGCCUGUGUGUUUGUGUGAGCCUGUUUUCAGGAGACGAGGCGGUAAUGGUAUCACAAAUGUAAUAUGAUAUGAACAGUAAAAUAAAUUACAAUAUUUAUAGCCUUAAAGAGAAUGGACAGGUCUAGACAUUUUUUCUUCCUCUGUUAGAACCUGCUAUUAUAUGAGAUGGUAAGACCACGUUUUGCAUUCAUAACUCCUCUGUACACUGAGAAUAGUGACCUGUAAAUAGCACUGUUAAGAAAAAUAAAGACAUAUUUUUAAAAACUAAAA
This is a messenger RNA of Paramormyrops kingsleyae, 3316 nucleotides long. Its product is annotated as mitogen-activated protein kinase 14A-like. The record is from RefSeq and is a predicted model, not a curated record. Lineage: Eukaryota; Metazoa; Chordata; Actinopteri; Osteoglossiformes; Mormyridae. Gene Ontology annotation, molecular function: ATP binding; MAP kinase activity. Gene Ontology annotation, biological process: protein phosphorylation.